Messenger RNA from Saccoglossus kowalevskii, 437 nucleotides. RefSeq names its product threonylcarbamoyl-AMP synthase-like. Gene Ontology annotation, biological process: regulation of translational fidelity. Gene Ontology annotation, molecular function: double-stranded RNA binding; nucleotidyltransferase activity; tRNA binding. The record is from RefSeq and is a predicted model, not a curated record. Gene Ontology annotation, cellular component: cytoplasm. NCBI's taxonomy places the organism in Eukaryota, Metazoa, Hemichordata, Enteropneusta, Harrimaniidae.
AUGCGACACCCCCUAGUGUCGCUUGGCUCUCUUUGCCAGGGCCACUACCGUGCUACGAGACGCGGCAUUAGACGCACAUGUUUUCGCCGACAAGCUGAGCCGGGAUGGGGUAUUAAUACAGUGAGCAAUGAACUACUUCAUAAUCUCAUACCUGGACCAGUUACAGUGGUAUUACAAAGAACAAAGUUACUGAACUCUCAACUCAAUCCCAAUACAGAUCUUGUUGGAAUUCGCAUACCAGAUCAUGAUUUUAUACGUCAAGUGGUUUCCAAACUUGGAGAACCACUGGCAUUGACAAGUGCUAAUAUAAGCAUAUCUCAAAGUACACUUUGUAUUCAGGAAUUUCAAGUAUUGUGGCCAAAAUUAGAUUUAAUAUUUGAUGGUGGUGUAUUAAGCAACUGUGAAGAAUCCAGACUUGGAUCAACUGUAGUAGACUU